AUGACCGUGGCUUGGGCUACUUUGUGGUCUCAGUUUCCCCAUUCGGCCAGGGCACUGAGAGGACUGUUAGAAAUUAAGGGUCUGUCUGUCUUGGCCCGCCCCGGGGGUGUGGCUGGGAAUGGUCACGUGAAGGGGCGCCGCGCCCGGGGUCUCCCGCCCACUUGGAGGCGUCUGGAACCGGAGCCUGGAGCCAGCCAGGGCUGUGAGGGCUUUCAGAGACGCGCCACCACGCCGGGGCUGCUGAGGUUACGCUCGCCGGGGCCCGAGGGCACCUGCUCGCGGUUCCGCCGGCUCCCUGAUAACUGUGCGGGAGGCUGGACCCGCAGCGGCGACAGCGACGACAGCAGCAGCGAGGACUGGAGCGCAGGCAGCAGCAGCAGCCACACCAGCCGUGACACCAUGGAUCUGUCUUUUAUGGCCGCGCAGCUGCCCAUGAUGGGAGGAGCAUUCAUGGACUCACCCAAUGAGGACUUCAGUACCGAGUACUCCCUGUUUAACUCCCCUGCCAAUGUCCACUCGACCUCCAAUGGCCACGGCCAGCUCGAGGAGUCUCCUCGCUCCUCCAACGAUGCUGUUCUGCUGUGGAUUGCCAUCAUAGCCACGGUGGGGAACAUCGUGGUAGUAGGGGUGGUGUAUGCCUUCACCUUCUGAGGCCCAGGGAUGCUGAGGCUCUGGGGAAGCCCCUCCCACUCUGACUCCAGCUUUCUCCCAGUCACUGGAGAUACCUAUGUUCUCAGAUGGUCCCUGGAGGGGCAGGCACCAUGCACCUGUAAUUUCCUCCAGGCAGCUCCGGUUUAGAGCAUCUCCUUGUUGUGGCUGAUCUAAUUCAGAGCACCUUGAAGGUGAUGGCUUUCAGCUCCUAAAAGCUUGACGGCUCGGGUCCUUCGAGCAGCAGACUGAACAAUUCUUGAAGUUUCGGUCAGUCCAGAAUGCAAGGACGGUUUGAACAUCCUAUUGGGUUAAAAAAAAAAUGAAGGUCUGGUUUCGGUGACAGUAAAUUGUCACUGUAUGUCUUUUUUUUUUUUCUGCAGGCUGGUUGAACCCAGUUGUGUGGGUGCUGGGACAAGAACUUUCACAAGUUCGAACUCCCCCUUUUAAGUAUAUGCCCCACCCCUUUGGAUACUGAUGGCCAUGUUGUAAGGUCACGGAAUGUUGAGAAAAUUGACUUAUAAAUGAUAGUUUGUCCCCAGACACUUGGUCCUUGCAGAAUGCAAGUGCAUGAGAAGACCCAGAGACUGGAAUGAACUUUCUGAUCUUCGGAGGAAAAGCAGAAGAUGUCUUCAAAUUUUAGAUGGUCCGGGCAGUUAGCAGUCUCUCCUCUGAGGAUGAGUUAGCCAUGUCCCCUCGUCAUUGGACAGAUGUCAUGGAGAGAGGCCUGAUGACAGUGUGGUCAGAUAGUGAGUCAGGGCUGAGUCUGGCCUCCAUCCUAGCCAAGUCCUCUAGUGAGCACGUCCCCACCCCGCCCCAGCAGCUGAGGCACAGAGGGAAUCAGGAGAUGUUCAGUCUGGGCAUUCACGGGUCAUUCUGGUGUCUGUGCUGUAAAUUGGUUUAGAUGUUGUGCCCUCCCUCGCAGAUCUGACUCCCCACACCUCUCAAUUUAUCCAGUGUGCUUGCAAAUGCUGUGGCCCAGGGGAAGCUGUUAGCACAGAGAACUGGCCCAACCUUCGUUGCUAAGAAGUGGGGGCUUAGAGUGUCUCCUGAGACUCCCAAAGUCCUCAGCAGGCAGGAUGCUGAGCUGGCACUUAGCUGUUGUGUGCUGGACGUGGGCGUUGUGGGAUGUUUGCUCUGGCUUCCUGCCUAACUAGCAGGAUCCCUCAUCAGACCUCUGAGGCUUUCCCUGUGCCAAGGGUAGGGCAUUCUCAUGAGAGAACCCAGGCCAGCCAUGGGAACAGAAGUGUGCUGUGACCUGUAUCCCAGUGCUGUCUGAAUUACCUCCGGGGAGCUGCGGCUGGCCAUCCAUCCCCCUACCUUAUCUCCAUGGAGACAGCAGGUUGGGGGAGGAUCUGUGCCUGCUGUACUAACAGAAGGGACAGGGAAGCUAAGGACAGCUUCUACCCUUGUAAGGUACUGGCAUGUCAGUGCCCUCUCUCUCUCUCUCUCUCUCUCUCUCUCUCUCUCUCUCUCUCUCUCUCUCUCUCACACACACACACACACACACACACACACACACACACACACACACCGCAAAUUCAACACACCCAUACAACACACAGAGAGAGACAGAGACAAGAGAGAGACAGAGAGGCAGAGAGAGAGAGAGAGAGUCAGUUAUCGACAUCUUUCGUGCUCUCCUGGAUCAGACAGAACGGUCCCAUUCUGUCCUCCUGUCUCCAAAGUUUCCCUAUCUGAACUUCCUCACCACAAAAACCAACGAGGAGCAAAUGACAGACCCCAGCCAGAGUAGCUGGAGUGAGCCCCACUGUCCUUGCUGCCUCUGCUCUGCUCUGUCUUGCUCAUCAGCUAAAGAACGAACAGGCCUGGGUUCGGUGCUUGAGAGCUAUGAGCCGGCAUGGUGCUAGAUUCUUAUGCACAGCCUUCACCCUUCCAUCACCUCACAGCAGCAAGGCCCGUGCACAGAAAGUAACCAGAGGCCCAGAGAAAUGGAGUAACUUUCCUAAGGCCACACAGCAUAGAAGUGAGGAUCUGGGACUGGAACCUGGGAGUUAGGCUCUCCCCCUCCCUCUCCCUUCCCCCCUCCUUCUCCCUCCUCUCCCUCUUCCUCUCCCUCUCCCUCUCCCUCUCUCUCUCUCUCUCUCUCUCUCUCUCUCUCUCUCUCUCUCUCUCUCUCUUUCUCUCUCUCUCUCUCUCUCUCUCUCUCUCUCUCUCUCUCUCUCUCUCUCUCUCUCUCUCUCUCUCUCUCCAGCCUUCUAAGGCCGAUGGCAACACUGAAGUACAUUCAAUCAGGACCUGAGUCACCAGAAGGUGUUCCUCAAGCUUGAGAUGGCCUGAACCACUCACAGGUCUCAGACCAUCAGAAUGGGGCAGUCUCAGCUUUGCCUACACCCCAGGGAUAUUAAUCCUUCCCCUGCCAUUUAAGAUUGACUUCGAGUCUCCAUGUAAGUCUCCAAGGAGGGUCCCUGAAGUAGGAUUUCUUGGGUACGUGUAUAAGGAGCCCCCAAGGUAUGCGAGCCCCCAAGGAGCUGCACUGUAGGAAGGUUUCAGUGACCGGCACUGAGGUCAGAUUGUGGGCCUCACCUGCGUGGCAAGUUGAUCCAAGCUGUACAGCCCCAAAGCUCUCCAGAGCAGAGGAGGUCAUCUUCUUGGGGAGCCAAGCCAGAACCCCAUUGUCUUCUCCCUGGGUAAGGUGGACCCCAGAGCCUCCUACAUUUGAUAGGAAGGCCCUUGCCCUUUAUGUAUCUGCCCCUUGCAGGAGUGAUGUCUUUGCCAAAAUGUUCCCUGUGGUCAAUGAAAUCCAAUUGGAGCAACUAAUGAGUCUCCUUGGCUAGAGAGGCCACUGUCCCUCCUUAUGUGCAUUUUUAGGAUCCCAAGGAAUGGGAAAUGGGACAGGCCAGUGCCACACGGCCAGAGAGGCAGCACACCAGCUUCCUGUCCUGGCCGGGACGCCUGUCCACUGACCAGGACCUGUGCAGGAGCUAGAGCCACAAUACAGCUGAAUGUAUGCUCUUGGCAUGCUAGUCCUCUCCUGCAGAAGCAUGGCCACCCUUUUGUAUCAGUGGGUAGUAAAAUGGCUUCUCUCUCCUGCUGCGGACAGUCCUACUUACAAGCUCAUGUAUUUCCCAAGUCAGGGCCAGGGAGGAGCAGCCAGAGACUGAAUGGCACAUGUGCACCCAUAUCAGGCUCUCCUAGCCUCUGUCCUCUAUGGGUACUCAGUACAGGGUCGGGAGGAGAGGGUGCUGAGCUUCAGCUGAGAGCCCUGAGGUGCAGGGCACAGGCUCCAGACAGAGGCGGAGCUCCUCUCAGAAGCCAGGGGAGUGAAAUUAUGAGCUGUCUCCCUGUGCAGCCUCCUGAGAUCAGAGCUUGAGCAAGACAUGUCAUGGGGGAGGGAGAGAGGGAACCACACAAACCACAGGGCUCCAGGCAAUGUACAUCACCACCGGCACGACAUUACCCUGCCAUCAGCCAGGACAGAUGGGGGCUAUGUAUGGACUGCGUGUCGGCCUCAUUUGGCUUGGCUCACUGCGGCUGUCGUCUGUGCUUUACUGAUGGGAAAUAAAGCCGAGAGGUUGCUUCGUGGGUAAAGCCUGAGGACCCGAGCUCACAUCCUCAGAGUCCACAUUAAAAUAAAACCAGCUCUGGGGGAUGAAGGUGGGCAGGUUUGGGGGGUUCGCUGGCCAGCCACACUAACCAAAAAUGUGAGCUCAGGUUCCGUGAGCUGCACUGGCUUUUCUUUUGUUUCUUUUGGGCUUUAUUCUUUGUAAGUGGUGGGUGGAUAAAUGAUUAAGAAGGACCUCUGGUCUCUAACUGAAACCACAUGGAAAAGUACAUACACUUGUACGUGUGUGCACACAUGCACACAUAAACGAGAUAGAGUGGGAAGGAAACACGGGUACUAGGGCUUUUCACAGGCAAACCUGAGCACAGAGGUGUCCUUGUGCCUGCCUAGGCCACAUCAUUGGAAAGACAAGGUCUCAACCUCUCCUUCUUUCUGCCGAUUUCUGCCUCAAAAGCUUUCAGAUCUGCUUUUCCACUGGGGCUAAAUCCUAGCCUGUGUGUGUGUGUGUGUUCAGCGUUCAGGGAGUGCGUGUGUGCUUUGGCCACAAGAUACUUCAGAGCCUUGGGUCUGCUUGGAGCCCUCUGUCUGGUGGAGUGGCAGGGAGACUGUGUCUGCCUCCUGUGUUCUUUCUUGAUUUUAUUUUUAAGACUUGCAGCCUGUAUACAACCGCAUGUGGCCGAGGAUAGAUACAUGUCCCACCCAAAACAAAAUCAUGCACUUAAAAUAUUGUGAGGUUUUUUUUUUCUUUUGUCCUCUGUAACUCAGUCACUCAGUUUGGGGUGAGAACUUUGCGGAUGGUGUCACUAUGUUGAAAUGUCAAAGCCUAGGACCUGAGAAUCACACCAUUUGCAGUUCAACGUACUGCUCUGACAUCACCAACGGUUCUGUGUGCAGGUUUGCCUCGAGGGCAUGGACACCCAUCCUCACAGGGGUUUGGGGGCAUUGCCAGGUGGGGCUGAUCUGCAGGAGAGCAGAGUCUUGUCCCCAGAUCUCCCAGCCAGAGAAUUCCCGUGAUUCUUCAAUUCAGGUACCUUUGUUCCCCAGGGGGAACAAUUUGGCAAUGUCUGGAGAUCAUUCUUAUCUCCAGUUUACAGAGGAGUGCGGACGACGUACUGCAUCUAGAGAGCAGAGGCCAGAGAUGCUCACCCGCACAGAGGACAGACCCCGUGGCCAACUACUAUCCAGCCCCCAAAUGCCAACGACGCCGAAGAUGGGAGGCUACACCAGUCAUGUGUGAGUCAGACCACAUGUGGAUCAGAGCAAAUCAGAGCGGCGAGCCCAAUGUCAGCUAUGGGUGGAGGCGACCCGACAAUGUGGCCAGAACGCUGAGGCUGAGCUUGCCUCCCACCAGUGACUGUCCAGGACCUCUGAGGCCUGCCCCUCACCAGUGCGUCUGAGAAGCAUGAUCGGUGAAGAGAUUCUCAUGGGGACAGGAAGGCUGGGGAUCAGGAACAGCAUCAAACCAAUCCAGGUCUCCUUUCUGACCCCCCCCCAGCUCUCCAAAACUGUAGACACACUAACUCUUUCUACUCUCUAAAUCCUUCCAGAAUUCUUACUCAUCACCUGCUGCUUGCGGACUGCAGUUCUUCACGAGGAGAGCGUCAGUCAAGCUUCUGUGUUUUGUAAUGAUUUUCUAGCCAGCUUGUAAAUGUGACAUGAAAGUAUUUUUACCUUUGUGCCAGUCCUUGCCACGCAGGCACCCUGUUCUCUGUGUGUCACUGGCAUUUACUUGCAGUGGAAAGGUUCUUUGCUGAUGUAAGAGUUCCAUGUGCUCUCUUGAAGGUGUGGUGGUAACACCUCCCUGUGUUAGCUUUCUUGCUACGGUUGUCAUUUUCUAUUAUAAUUAAACAGAAGGAAGGUUUAACUCUG
Messenger RNA from Rattus norvegicus (Norway rat), 6043 nucleotides. The record is from RefSeq and is a predicted model, not a curated record. NCBI's taxonomy places the organism in Eukaryota, Metazoa, Chordata, Mammalia, Rodentia, Muridae.